Messenger RNA from Suillus clintonianus, 303 nucleotides. RefSeq lists its product as uncharacterized. The record is from RefSeq and is a predicted model, not a curated record. The annotation marks the transcript as partial. Lineage: Eukaryota; Fungi; Basidiomycota; Agaricomycetes; Boletales; Suillaceae. The transcript has a single exon.
UGGGAUGCAACCAUCACUCAGAAUGAUCAAAUCAUUCGUUUCUCGUCCAACUCGACUCAUGCGCUGCACAACCCUGCUGAGCUAAUUGAGAGUAGCCGCCACCAUGACCGCAGGUCGACCUCCUUUUCGUUGGGAGUUGAUGGAUGGAUGUUAGGACCCAAUCGGCAGCUCCUGUUUUGGGUUCCGCUCGGUCUUCGACAGCCAUUUUAUACUCCCAGGACUGUAUUGGUGAUACCCAGAGGAAAUACUGAGCUUUAUUUGAGCCGCAUGGCACAUGGACAACACUGGAGGAAUUGCCGAGAU